Messenger RNA from Vigna umbellata (rice bean), 1332 nucleotides. RefSeq names its product protein SGT1 homolog A-like. Lineage: Eukaryota; Viridiplantae; Streptophyta; Magnoliopsida; Fabales; Fabaceae. The record is from RefSeq and is a predicted model, not a curated record. Gene Ontology annotation, molecular function: protein-folding chaperone binding.
UAAGGAAUGAAUGAAAAGAAGGGUCUAGAAGAAAAAUCCCUACUUAGAAAUAAAUAUUACUGUGGAAUCGCUCGUCAACGAGCUCACUCCAAAUCGAAAUGGCGAAAGAACUUGAGAGGAAAGCGAAGGAAGCAUUCUUCGACGACGACUUCGCUCUCGCCGUCGAUUUCUACUCCGAAGCCAUAAAACUAGAUCAUAAGGACGCUCAUCUCUUCGCUGACAGAGCACAAGCCCAUAUUAAGCUCAACGCUUUCACUGAAGCAAUUUCCGAUGCCAACAACGCCAUUUUAUUAAACCCUUCCUUGUCCAAGGCCUAUCUUCGUAAAGGGACUGCUUGUAUAAAGCUAGAAGAAUAUCACACUGCCAAGUUGGCACUUCAAAGCGGUGCCGCUUUUGCGCCAGACGAUUUAAGAUUCUCCAAGUUGAUUCAAGAAUGUGACCGCUUUAUUUCAGAGGAACCAAAUGAUUUUGUAAGCACCAUAUCGUCAAAUGGUUCCCACUUGAACAAUACAAAUGACAGGGUGACUAAAGAAGUUGAGGAAGACAGUUUGGUAUCCCAAAUCAAGGAAGUCACAAUAAACAGACCAAAAUACAGACAUGAAUUCUACCAAAAGCCAGAAGAAGUGGUUGUGACAAUAUUUGCAAAAGGAAUAUCAACGAAAGAUUUGGUUGUUGACUUCGGUGAACAGAUUCUUAGUGUAACUAUUGAUGUUCCUGGCCAAGAUGCCUAUCGUUUCCAACCUCGAUUGUUUGGGAAGAUAAUACCCAACAACUGCAAAGUUGUGGUAUUGUCAACCAAAAUUGAAAUUCGUCUUGCAAAAGCUGAAGCUAUUAAUUGGACAUCUCUGGAAUAUAGCAAGGAUACACUACCCACUAAAAUAAGCAUGCCUAUAGUUCAAUCUCAAAGGCCUUCAUAUCCAUCAUCAAAAGCAAAGACAAAAGAUUGGGAUAAGUUGGAAGCUCUAGUGAAAAAAGAGGAGAAAGAAGAAAAGCUUGAUGGUGAUGCUGGUUUGAAUAAAUUGUUCCGUGAUAUUUACCAAAAUGCAGAUGAGGACAUGAGGAGAGCAAUGAGCAAGUCUUUCGUGGAGUCAAAUGGAACAGUGCUAUCAACUGAUUGGAAAGAAGUGGGAUCAAAGAAGGUGGAAGGCAGUCCUCCAGAUGGCUUGGAGCUGAAAAAAUGGGAGUAUUAAUUGGGUACUAAAAUAUCCAUAUUUAAAGCUGAUGCUUGUGGGAAUGUAAUCAUUGUUAAUGCUGUUUUAUUUGUGUAAGGGACGUUAUUUUUCUGUGUGAACAACUUAAUUUGCUUUUUGCUGUAGGAGUGGAUUUAAUUUU